Cyprinodon variegatus (sheepshead minnow) is the source of this 2534-nucleotide messenger RNA. RefSeq names its product nuclear distribution protein nudE-like 1-B (gene ndel1a). NCBI's taxonomy places the organism in Eukaryota, Metazoa, Chordata, Actinopteri, Cyprinodontiformes, Cyprinodontidae. Gene Ontology annotation, cellular component: kinesin complex; kinetochore; centrosome. Gene Ontology annotation, molecular function: microtubule binding. The record is from RefSeq and is a predicted model, not a curated record. Bases 90 to 1124 code for a protein of 344 amino acids. The transcript is spliced from 9 exons. Gene Ontology annotation, biological process: centrosome localization; mitotic centrosome separation; chromosome segregation.
UGGAGUGGAGGACGGCCAGCCUCAGCAGCCCCGAGCAGCGAUGGACUGACAAACCAAACCUUUAGAAGCGAUGAUCAGACUGGUUUACCAUGGAAAUGGACAUGAUGCCAAAAUUCUCCUCCAAGGACGAGGAAAUUGAAUUCUGGAAGGCUCUUUCCCUCAAGUACAAGAAAGGCUGUGAGGAGGCUCAGGAGGAACUGCUGGAGUUCCAGGAGGGGAGCAGGGAGCUGGAGGCCGAGCUGGAGGCUCAGCUGGGUCAGGCCGAACACCGCAUCAAAGACUUGCAGUCGGAGAACCAAAGACUAAAGAAUGAGGUGGAAACCCUGAAGGAAAGGUUGGAGCAGCAAUACUCUCAGAGCUACAAGCAGAUCUCAGUGCUGGAGGAUGACCUUGGCCAAACUCGUAGCAUCAAGGAGCAGCUCCACAAAUAUGUCAGAGAGCUCGAGCAGUCCAACGAUGACCUGGAGAGAGCCAAGAGAGCCACUAUUGUUUCCCUGGAGAACUUUGAGCAGCGACUGAACCAGGCCAUCGAGAGAAAUGCUUUCCUGGAGAGCGAGCUGGAUGAGAAGGAGUCCCUGCUGGUCUCAGUUCAAAGAUUAAAGGAUGAAGCUAGAGAUUUGCGGCAGGAGCUGGCAGUGCGAGAAAGGCAGGCAGACAUUGGCCGGAUGUCGGCUCCGAGUUCCCCAACGCAGGACAACGUCAAGAUGGACUCUGCUGUGCAAGCGUCGCUCUCCCUCCCUGCUACCCCUCUGAGCAAAAGUCUGGACAACGCCUUCUCCAAUCAAACAGUGCUGUCCAAUGGCUACGGCAGCAACUCCCCGCUGACCCCCUCUGCCAGGAUAUCAGCGCUCAACAUUGUCAGUGACUUACUCCGGAAAGUCGGGGCUCUGGAAUCAAAGCUGGCUGCCUGCAGGAACUUUGCUAAGGAUCAGAAAGCCAGGAAGGCGUACUCUCUGGACAACAGCAACGCCCUGAAUGCAAACACAACCAGCUACACCCAAGCACUCAGUACGUCGUAUUAUGACAAAGCUGGGAAAGUGAACAGACUUGAACCGGGGAGCCUGACGGCCAUCACCUCUGCUCCUGCUGCUUCCUCGCCCGGCUUGGUGCGCCUGGCUGUGUGAGACCCCAUCGGCCAAACGCCGCCCGGCUGCAGCACACAGGAGCACAUUGAACACUUUGUUGCACCGUCUCCUGUUGCACCCUCUUUGUUGCGUUGUGCUCUGUUGUUUUGACCCUUGUGCUUCAUAACCGCUGUAAAGAUGGCUCCAUACGUGAGUAAUGGGUGUUUGUCUAUCCGUCUGGUUCUGACAGAGGCCACAACGGCCUUACUACUUAGCUGACAUGAGUUUGCCGAGUGCAUCAUGUUAAAAAAAGGUUUAAUAUUAUGCAAAUGUUACUCUUUUGAUGACACGAACAGGAAAAUUCUCACUUAUAAGUAACAUUUCUCACAAUUUUACUUAGCAAUAAUAUCAGUUAAACCUUUGGGCUCAUGCAGGCCGCUUUGGUGAACUGAUGUUUAAAUUGUCCAACAGGUGAGUUUAAAGCAUCAUUUUUCUCGUGUUGGAAACUGUUAAAGCUCGUCUCUUUCAUUUACACAUCUAUCCAGUGAGUCUUUGUAGCGAGUAACACAACGUCCCUUUCUGUGACAUGAAGUGUUGGUCAUAUUGAUCCACAGUAGCUGUUGGGCAAUGAAGUGGAAGUUUUUUCAGACAUGUUGCAGGGAUAGUUCGGAUCGUCUCCCAGUGCUGUUACAGAGACACGAUGAGCAGUCAGUAGCUUACCCUUCUGGGGAUUAAGUAAAGGCGGAAACAAGGCCAAAUGUUUUUGUUUUUUUUAAAUAUAGCUCUGAUCGUAAAAAAAGGAAAGAAACUUGAUUGCAGCUCUUAUUUUGAAACUAGUUAUUUAACCUAAAGACUGAAGUUUGUAGUCAAUUUCAAUAUUUUUCAAAGAAAAACUAAACUGUUCAAGUCUAAUUGGUACAUCUAAAAAUCCGAACUAUCCCUUUAUGUAUUGUUCGAACGUUUAAGUAUCUCAACUUUUUUAAUUCACUAAACAAUUUGCCAAUCUUUAAUAGAUGUGAAAUAUAAGACAUUUUGUUUUUUUCAAUGUCAGUUUAGUGCAAUAUUUUUUUCUUUUUACCAUGUGUGGGUAUAUUUAUAAAUUCCUGAUUAUUGGUUGCAUGUACCAAUAAGGAAAAUGUAUUUAUUAUCACGUCACUUCUUUCUGGGGUCAGGGAAGGACUAACAUAUAUAUUAAUCACUUCCUGAUAAUUCAUGGUUUGGACAAACCAAUAGAAACCUUAAACCGGAGGCUUAAAUCCGAUUAAUUAGACUUUACCUUCAGGAGUCACUGCGGAAGAAGUAUAUGACCGUAAAGUUUAGUGGAAGGUAAAAGUGUGCUGGAUUAGAUAAGGUGUACAAGUAAAAUGAUUAACAGAGUCUUUUUGAAGCAAAAUUUACUCCAUACAUGCUGAUAUGGAAGAAAAACAGUCUCAUUGGAAUCUGGCUUUUUUUAACACUGAAUUUUUUUAG